AUGGGGUUUUCAACAAACUACUGGUGGCAGUUUAAGAACACAACCGCUCACAUAAAGAAUGAGACCAAUGCCAAAUUUAACGGCACACUAAGUUUUCAUGGCUUUCCGACCCAUUCCGACUUGAGAAGACAAUGGCUGGUAAACAUACGCCGGGAUCAUUUCGCGAUUACCUCUCACACCAGGGUCUGCAGCAGACACUUUGCCAGUGAUCAACUCAUAGAGGCAACAACCCUUGAGGGUCGAAGGCGGCUUAUUAAAGGUGCUGUACCAACACUUUUUGAGUGGAAUGGCUAUAAAGUUGAACCACCGUGGCGUAGUGUUUGGGAGAGAACGGAGCGUCGCCCUGAACUAGUUCCUGUUGACGAUCAAGAAGAGCACAGUCUUACAAGAGAUCAUGACUACUGCUCAGUCCCUGAGCCGUCUGCAUUAGACAUAUCUGCAUCAGCUGCAGAAGACCUGUCCAAAGACGUGGAGACUCUGAGGAAGGAAAUGCAGGAGUUACGUGUCCAGCGAGAAUUUGGGUUACAGCGUUUUGCUGGCUCCGACACUGACAUCCGAUUCUAUACCAGAUUUCCAAGCUAUGAUCAUUUGAUGGCAUUUUGGUUUUUGAUUGAGCCUUGCAUCUAUAAAAUGAUCCGGGUGUCAAGAGCCAAGUCAGCUGCCAAUAGGAACGAAGAAGUGUUGACACCUGCACGCACAUCAACGAGGCAGCUGCUACAGCCAAUUGACGAGUUCUUUCUUUUCCUGGUUUUCCUGUCAGUUGGUUUGAAGGAGAGGGACCUGGCACACCGAUUUAACAUACACCAGUCCACAGUGAGCCGCAUUAUUGCAACAUGGACAAAUUUUCUUGCCACUGCACUGGGGUCUCAAUGCAUCUGGCUUACACGUGAAGAAGUGCAAAGUUCAAGCAAUCAGGCAUUGCUGAGAAGUUGA
Messenger RNA from Oreochromis niloticus (Nile tilapia), 933 nucleotides. RefSeq lists its product as uncharacterized. The transcript has 4 exons. Lineage: Eukaryota; Metazoa; Chordata; Actinopteri; Cichliformes; Cichlidae. The record is from RefSeq and is a predicted model, not a curated record. The coding region runs from base 1 to 933 and encodes 310 amino acids.